AUGAGUAAUCAAGGAGAUAUCGUAACGCUGUCACCAGCGAUAGAGCAAUUUCCUACAGCUGUUAUUGUUGCCAUUGCCGUCGGUGGAUGGGUCUUCCUAGUAAUUAUAGCUUUAAUCGUGAGAAAAAUUGUGCAAGAUAAAGGAUAUUGUAAUAAAUUUUGUGACUCAUUCCAAUGUUGUACUGGUUGUCGUGCAUCUGCCGCGUCUUGUUUUAUGAGUUUUGCCCAAACUUGUGAUUUUAAACUUCCUAGCAAACAAGGUGUUGCUGAUUUAUUUUGCCCGAAUCCAGAAGAUGCUGCAAUGGCUGUUGUGAUGGCUGUUGCGAUGGCUGUUGCGAUGGGUGCAGCGAUGGAUGCUGUACAGGCUGCAGCGAUACCAACUGCUGUCAAUGCACAUGUCAAGUACCGAGCUGUGAUGUUAUCAAUUGCUUCUGCUGUGAAAUAA
Molecule: messenger RNA, 444 nt
Organism: Trichoplax adhaerens
Lineage: Eukaryota; Metazoa; Placozoa; Uniplacotomia; Trichoplacea; Trichoplacidae
Exons: 4
Coding region: 1-444 (147 amino acids)
Source: RefSeq, a predicted model, not a curated record